Messenger RNA from Chlorella variabilis, 426 nucleotides. RefSeq lists its product as hypothetical. The coding region runs from base 1 to 426 and encodes 141 amino acids. The transcript is spliced from 3 exons. NCBI's taxonomy places the organism in Eukaryota, Viridiplantae, Chlorophyta, Trebouxiophyceae, Chlorellales, Chlorellaceae. The record is from RefSeq and is a predicted model, not a curated record.
AUGCUGAUGAGGCUGGGAGGCGCGGCACUGGUGGUGCGCCAGGGCGGCCUGCGCUGCACGCUGCUGCACAACCUGCUUGGCAGCGGCCAGUGGGAGGUGCUAGUAAUGAAUGUCCUGAUCGGCAUGGGCCCCGGCGGCGCCCCCGUCAGCCUCAGCCUGCUGCAGCAGGACCCGCCAGACAUGGCGGCGGGCGGCGCAGCAGUAGGUGGCAACGGCAGCGCAGCAGCAGCAGCAGAGGCAUUCUCAGGGAGUGUAGGUGGCUCCCCCAAGGGCAAGGCCCUGCUGGCCGACUGGGCCAGUGCGGUGCAGAAGUUCUGGCAGCUGGUGCCGCCCAGCGAAGCCAUCUCGCCGCAGGCCAACAAGGCCGCCGACGAGGCGGCGGCCGCCGGCGCGGUGGGCUGCGUGGCGGUGGCCGCCACCGCCUGA